CCGGAGCGCUGGAACGGCUGUACCGAGGGCGGAAAUGCUCUCGGCGGAAGUGGUAGCUGCGCAAGUUGUGGGUGGAAUGACCGCGGGCCGGCUCCUUCGAAGGCUGUUGCGAGCACCUUCCAGCUCCAUGGCCCAGAGCCCGGUCGGUGGCGUGUGCCCCUUGAGGGGCUUGCACGCGGAGCGCGGGCCUCGAAGGCUCUCCAUCGAAGGAAAUAUUGCCAAAUCAGAAACAUCAAAAAGAUUGAAAAGGGAGGGUCCUGCUCCCUGCCUCAUGGUGUUAAAGAUGCUCUUUGGGAAACAUGCCUCUAAAGGAAGCUCUGUUCUCAGAGCCCAGAGAAGUACCAAAGUACUUCACACAAUAAAUACUUGGACAGGCCAUCAGGCCUUCACUGCCCAAAGUCUUGGAAACUUGCUGGAUAUGAUGUACCAGGAACCAGCACGAUGGUCCUACACAUUCCAGACAUUAUCUUUUAUGAGCCGCCUGAAAGUACAGCUGGAGCCCUUCCCUGAGAAACUGUUACAGGCCGAGAACGCAGUACAGAUCUUUGAGAGGUCCGUGUACAGUGACAGGUAUAUCUUUGCGAAGAAUCUUUUUGAAAAUGGUUCCCUCAAUAACAUCGAAUGGCAUAUCUAUCAAGACUGGCAUUCUUUUCUCCUGCAGGAGUUUGCCAGCCAGCUCAGAUUACAUGGCUUCAUCUACCUCCAGGCUACUCCCCAGGUUUGUUUGAAGAGACUCCACCAGAGGGCCAGGGAAGAGGAGAAAGGAGUUGAGCUGGAGUAUCUCAAACAGCUUCACGGUCAGCACGAAGCCUGGCUUGUUCACAAGACAACCGAGCUCCAUUUUGAGGCUCUGCUGAACAUUCCAGUACUGGUAUUGGAUGUCAAUGAAGAUUUUUCUGAGGAAGUAGCCAAACAAGAAGAACUCAUGAAAAAGGUGGAGGAGGAGGACCUUAACCCCUGCUUCUAGUAAACACCUUUGUAAAGAAUCUGUAGCCAGUACUGGCUGUUCUUGCCGUGAUCUGGGCUCUCUGACUUUCCAAAGCUGGAAAAAUCCUGAGUCAUGCACCUUGCCAUCUUCUUUUACCCCUGGAGUCCUCUCGACACUCAGGUCCAUGGUUUGUGUUAGCCUUCGACUUCGCAAUUAUUGUCUUUUAUAUCUCAAGGACUUCUAAAAUAAAGUGGAAGUUUUGCUUCCUUUGCUAA
Messenger RNA from Mirounga angustirostris (Northern elephant seal), 1203 nucleotides. It is a transcript of the gene DGUOK, whose product is annotated as deoxyguanosine kinase. Lineage: Eukaryota; Metazoa; Chordata; Mammalia; Carnivora; Phocidae. Gene Ontology annotation, biological process: nucleobase-containing compound metabolic process. The transcript has 7 exons. The coding region runs from base 35 to 967 and encodes 310 amino acids. Gene Ontology annotation, cellular component: cytoplasm. The record is from RefSeq and is a predicted model, not a curated record. Gene Ontology annotation, molecular function: deoxyguanosine kinase activity; ATP binding.